Eurypyga helias (sunbittern) is the source of this 714-nucleotide messenger RNA. It is a transcript of the gene FGFBP1, whose product is annotated as fibroblast growth factor binding protein 1. NCBI's taxonomy places the organism in Eukaryota, Metazoa, Chordata, Aves, Eurypygiformes, Eurypygidae. Bases 1 to 714 code for a protein of 237 amino acids. Gene Ontology annotation, biological process: cell-cell signaling. The record is from RefSeq and is a predicted model, not a curated record. Gene Ontology annotation, molecular function: growth factor binding. The transcript has a single exon.
AUGAGGAUCAAAAGCUUUGGACUUCUUUGUGUGUUGAUUCUGGUCUCCCAGAUGCUACUAGCCACCUGUGAAAGACAGAAGGAAAGAAAAAAGGGAAGACAAGGCAUAGAAGACAGUGGAAAAAAGCAAACAGAAUCUAACCAAGAAAAUGAAAAGGGGCAUAAGUCAAAAGGAGGAAAAUCUCCUAAAGGCAAGUUUAAAACCAAAGAAAAUGUUGAGUGCACCUGGGCAGUGACUGACAUGAAUGCUGCUACUGUGCACGUAGAGUGCAAGCAUGGUGACAGUGAGUUCUGGUGCAAAUACUCUGGAGACCCUUCCACCUGUCCACAGUAUGCAGCAAACCAGAAAUCCUACUGGAAGCAAGUCUCCCGAUCCCUAAAGAAGCAGAAGCAGAUCUGCCAAGACCCCAAAAGUGUCCUAAAAUCUAAAGUAUGUAGGAAAGGCCCACGAAGCGCUCAUCUGAGGUUGACCCACUCAAGCCUACUAACAUCAGUGGGUCCUGCGGAAGGGAGCACAGUUCAUCAUGCAAAAGAAGUUGCUCAGACCCCAGCAGCCACCUCUGUGACUGAAAAAAAGCCAGAACACGGUCCUCAAGACUGUGUUGAAGACAUAGAUUAUAUUGACCAGAAAAAGGUGGCUGAGGAAUACUGCCCAGAAAGCUUGCUUUCUUUCUGCAACUUCUUUAUCACAAUGGUGCAAGACAAAAAAUGCUGA